UUAUUGAACCAACAACACCAAAUUAGUAACAAGAAGGUGGUGUUAAAGGGGCAUGACAAACAGUACAUCGUCAUCAAAAAAGAACGGCCAAGAUCAUCCUGUUGAAAUUAGUGGACCCAUACCCAAAUCACAGAGAAUCAAAAUGAGCAAAACUGAAGAGAACACUGAAAAGAAGAUUUUGAAUAAGAAGCUCAAAGAUGUUGAGAUUAGCGUUCCAAUAGUUUACGGCAACAUAGCAUUCUGGCUUGGCAAAAAGGCAAACGAGUAUCAAUCUCAUAAGUGGACUGUCUAUGUACGUGGAGCCACAAAUGAGGAUCUUGGUGUAGUCAUAAAACGAGCUGUUUUUCAGCUUCAUUCUAGCUUCAAUAAUCCUACAAGAGUCAUCGAGACACCACCUUUUGAGUUAUCAGAAGCAGGCUGGGGUGAAUUUGAGAUUGCCAUUACUCUGUAUUUCCACAGUGAUGUUUGUGAUAAGCCUUUGAACUUAUAUCAUCACUUGAAGUUGUACCCAGAAGAUGAAUCUGGCUCUUUGUCAAUGAAGAAGCCAGUUGUUGUAGAAUCAUACGAUGAGAUUGUAUUCCCUGAGCCUUCAGAAGGUUUAUUAGCUCGCAUACAGAGUCAUCCAGCUGUAAACUUGCCCAGAUUACCUGCUGGUUUUACUUUGCCUCCUCCUGUGCCAGUUGAAGAUACAAGUAAAAGGAAGAGAGGUGACACUAAAGAUCAUCCUCUAUCCCAGUGGUUUAUGAAUUUCUCUGAAGCAGAUGAGCUACUACAGCUUGCAGCAGCUCGUCAGCAGGUGCAAGCUCAUAUAGCAAAACUCCGACGACAGAUAAGCUUGAUAGAUGGGCAGAAUCAACAGUUGAAAUCUCCCUCCGACCAGUGACUUUACUUAUGCAGAGUUUUGAGAUUUCUACUUCACAUUGGCUUAGGCUGAAGAACACAGUGGCAUAGGCAUGUAGCAAUGAUCCUUAUUUUCUCAGCAGAGGGUAGUUUUGUACACACCCGCCACCCCCCCUCCCUCCCCCCCUUCUUUUUUUUUUUUUCUUACCAUCUUCCCAAUUUUUGUGCUUAUACAUGAAAAUAUAGUUCGGUAUCAAUUAACAAAAAUGAUGUAUCAAUUGAUUAAAUUUUAUUAAGAAUUAAGUUUACUCCAGAUAUCUGUUGUCUGCA
Molecule: messenger RNA, 1170 nt
Organism: Populus euphratica (Euphrates poplar)
Lineage: Eukaryota; Viridiplantae; Streptophyta; Magnoliopsida; Malpighiales; Salicaceae
Product: transcription initiation factor TFIID subunit 14b-like
Exons: 6
Coding region: 53-883 (276 amino acids)
Biological process (GO): regulation of DNA-templated transcription
Source: RefSeq, a predicted model, not a curated record